Messenger RNA from Teleopsis dalmanni, 1470 nucleotides. Its product is annotated as ketohexokinase-like. The transcript has a single exon. The coding region runs from base 194 to 1252 and encodes 352 amino acids. The record is from RefSeq and is a predicted model, not a curated record. Lineage: Eukaryota; Metazoa; Arthropoda; Insecta; Diptera; Diopsidae. Gene Ontology annotation, molecular function: ketohexokinase activity. Gene Ontology annotation, biological process: fructose metabolic process.
AAAAAAUUAAACCAUAAAACAUUGCUUCGAUCGCAUAGCUGUCAAGAUUUGAAUAGAUUUUUUGUAGAAACUAUGUUACAAUAAUAAAAGAUAAAUUCACGUGCAGAGCAUAUAUUUUUUAGAGAUGCAAUGGGUUUUUGAAUAUUUAUUAAAGAAGGAAAAGAUUAAUGUUUUUUAAAAAGAUAUAAACAGAAUGGAUUACGAAUCAGCGAUUAUGUUAGAGCUGCAGAGCAAAGUUCCACGCCCGACUCAACCAAAGAAGCACAGACGUGUCAUGUGUGUUGGAAUGUGUGUUCUGGAUCUUAUACAUAUAUGUAAAGAAUUCCCACAAGAAGACACUGACAAAAAUUGCGAGGAAGGUUAUUUACAGCGUGGCGGUAAUGCGUCGAAUAAUUGUACCGUGCUACGACUUUUGGGUUGCGACUGUGACUUUCUUGGUAUGUUGAGUGAUGGGCCGCAUUUCAAAGUACUAAUUGAAGAUUGUAUAAAACGUAAGAUUGGCAUCACUUACUGUCCACACACGCCAAAAGAGCCGCCCUUCUCAUCUGUAAUCUUAGUACGAGACACGCGGACUAUUAUACACUCGAAUUCAGAUUUCCCUAUGCUGACGCACGAACAUUUCAAAGCUGUAAAUUUGGAUGAAUUUUCAUGGGUACAUUUUGAAGCUCGUAAUGUUAAAGACACAGUCAACAUGCUGCGCGAUAUUCACGAAUAUAAUAAAUCGGCUGCGUACAGAAUUAUGUUAUCGGUGGAAUUUGAAAGACUGUGUGAAGAGAAUCUAUCGUUAGGAAACUGGGUUGAUUAUAUAUUUCUAUCGAAAGAUUUUGCAAUAUACUUGGGUUGGACAAAUCCACGAGAUGCAGUCUUUUCAUUAAGAGAAAAGUUAAUAUUAAUAACGGAAAGGAAUUACACCAAAUGUUCCAUAAUUUGUCCAUGGGGUGCCUGCGGUGUUAGUGUAUUGGAUACUGUGGAUAAAUACUAUCAUAUACCAGCCACAAAGCCUGAUAACAUUAUCGAUACUUUAGGAGCUGGAGAUACUUUUCUAGCAGCCACAAUCUAUGCACUACACCAUAUGGAUCUCACUUUAACUGAUGCGGUCAUCUUUGGAAAUAACUGUGCUGGCUAUAAGUUGGGCCAUAGAGGGUAUGAUGCUAUUAAUGAGUUUAAUCCGGUAGACGCUAGCUCUCAGAAUGAUCCAAAACUACCAGAAGGUGAAAAUGAAGACGUCUGUUUGAGUGCAUUAAAGUCAUAACUACGUGCAUUACUAAUCAGUAAUAAAAGCCACACCACCUAAACUCUUCCUGACAUAAGAAAAAAACAUUAACUUCUAAUAUAAUUCAUUGCGCAUAAAUUAUUGAGUAGUAUAUUUUUAAUAGAACAUUUAUAGAAACAAAAAAUGUUUGCUUUUUUACAACAAAAUUCUUGUAAAUUACAAUUCUGACAAAUUCAUAAUAAAACAUCAAACCCAUA